GUUGGGUGAAGAAAGCCGGGACUGGGGGUCAUGGCGGGCGCCGAGAGUGGGAACGCGACUGGAGCUGAGGCCCCGCAGCCCCAGAAGCGCUACUACCGGCAACGUGCUCACUCCAACCCCAUGGCGGACCAUACGCUGCGCUACCCUGUGAAGCCGGAGGAGAUGGACUGGUCUGAGCUAUACCCAGAGUUCUUCACUCCACUCACUCAAAAUGGUAGCCAUGAUGAUCCAAAGGAUAAGAAAGAAAAGAGAGCUCAGGCUCAAGUGGAGUUUGCAGACAUAGGCUGUGGCUAUGGUGGACUGUUAGUGGAACUGUCACCGCUGUUCCCAGACACGCUGAUUCUGGGUCUGGAGAUCCGGGUGAAGGUCUCAGACUAUGUACAAGACAGGAUUCGGGCCCUACGCGCAGCUCCUGGAGGUGGCUUCCAGAACAUCGCCUGUCUUCGUAGUAAUGCCAUGAAGCACCUUCCUAACUUCUUCCACAAGGGCCAGCUGACAAAGAUGUUCUUCCUCUUCCCUGAUCCACAUUUCAAGCGGACAAAGCACAAGUGGCGAAUCAUCAGUCCCACACUGCUGGCAGAAUAUGCCUACGUGCUGAGAGUUGGGGGGCUGGUAUAUACCAUAACUGAUGUGCUGGAGCUACACAACUGGAUGUGCACCCAUUUUGAAGGGCACCCCCUGUUUGAGCGUGUGCCUCUAGAGGAGCUGAGUGAAGACCCCAUUGUGGAACAUCUAGGCACCUCAACGGAGGAGGGAAAGAAAGUGCUACGCAAUGGAGGAAAGAAUUUCCCAGCCAUCUUUCGAAGAAUACAGGAUCCCACCUUCCAGGCAGUGACCCCCAAUCCUACCCUGCCUGGCCACUGACUGCUUACCCUGCCUUAGCUGGACCCCACCUUCCAGGGAUUGCAAAGAAGAUCAGACCCCCCUUGGGCUUCCCAGCCAAGACUGCUAGGGCUGAGAGGCAGUGAUCUCUCAAAGAAGUUGGGGCACUGCCUAGGGCAGAACCCUGAUGUUCACAACUACCCCCGGCUCCUCUAACCUUCCUGUCCCUCCACUGCCAGCAAAAAGCAAAAGAAGCUGACUAGGAAGGUGAAAGGACCUUGGACCAGAGGGGAUCUUUGGAAGGGUGUGGGGUCUUGCUCUUCCUUAGCACACCCUUUUCCUGUGGGAUCUCUCUUCAGCUGAAGUGAGGAGUGCAGUGCUCCCCUGUCUGUUUAAACUGCCUGCGAGACUCAAGUCACCCGUUCACUUGUGUUUACCCUGUGGUCCUGGGAUAAUGUGUAUGUGUGUGCACGUGCCCAUGCUACUGUUUCUCAGCAAAGCCUGGAGUGUGUAUCACGUGCCUUCUCCCAUCCUCCCAUCCACCCCCUGUCUGAGCCCUGACCUGGGGAAUCUGUGCUCACUUUACAA
This is a messenger RNA of Cynocephalus volans (Philippine flying lemur), 1410 nucleotides long. It is a transcript of the gene METTL1, whose product is annotated as methyltransferase 1, tRNA methylguanosine. The record is from RefSeq and is a predicted model, not a curated record. NCBI's taxonomy places the organism in Eukaryota, Metazoa, Chordata, Mammalia, Dermoptera, Cynocephalidae. Gene Ontology annotation, molecular function: tRNA (guanine(46)-N7)-methyltransferase activity. Gene Ontology annotation, cellular component: tRNA methyltransferase complex. The transcript has 6 exons. The coding region runs from base 31 to 864 and encodes 277 amino acids. Gene Ontology annotation, biological process: tRNA methylation; RNA (guanine-N7)-methylation.